Volvox carteri f. nagariensis is the source of this 1829-nucleotide messenger RNA. RefSeq lists its product as uncharacterized. The transcript is spliced from 4 exons. The record is from RefSeq and is a predicted model, not a curated record. Gene Ontology annotation, molecular function: protein binding. The coding region runs from base 840 to 1445 and encodes 201 amino acids. Lineage: Eukaryota; Viridiplantae; Chlorophyta; Chlorophyceae; Chlamydomonadales; Volvocaceae.
CACAACUUCACACGAAGUAAGCGCCGAGAGCUUGUAAUCCUGACGGCCUGCAGCGGCAGCCUGGCCAACCUGCAGGUCGCCGUCAAGACAGCGGGCUUCCAGCUCUCCUGGGAGGUCUUCUACGCAGCAACCGAGGGUGGCAAUCUUGAGAUGUGCCAGUGGCUGCAGGAAGAAGACUGCUUCUUCUUUUCUGAGAAAGCGGCAGCAGCAGCUGCCCGAAGUGGCCAUCUGGAAACGGUCCGGUGGCUACUGCAACAGGAGCUUUAUUUUCGAGAGCUACGGAAUGCUGGUUCCCAUGCAUUUAUGGCAGCCGCCUAUGACGGUCAUCAGUUUGUGUGUGAGGGGCUCCUGGAGGACGGUAUUCCGUUGGAACACUGGAUGGGUCUUUUUGGUGCCGCCCGCGGUGGCCAUGUGGGCCUCACACACUGGCUCCUUCAGCGAUUUGAGCUAGAAUACGGGAUCUACACCAGACCUUCCUGAGGUAUGGCGGUGAUAGUGGCAACGAUGCCAGCAGGCUGCUAACCGGCGACACCCUUGCGGAAGCCCUGGUGAGCCCCACCCCCGACUGGCGGGCCAAGGUGGAGUGGCUGCAGGCUCAAGGCUGCCGCCUCGAUGGCGAUCAGUACUUCGAUUGGGAUGCCAUUGCCAGCCUUCCGGAUGCUGUGGAGCGGGCACAGCGGCUGCUUGUGGAAGUAGAGGAAGAGGAUGUCGUAGUAGAUAUCUUCAUCAGCGCCGUACGUGUUGAUAGCCUGCCCCUGAUACGCUACUUGCGAGCGGGGAGGGACUGGCUUCCAGAACGCACGAAGGAGGCUGUGGUAAAAGCAGCCCGUGCCGGCAACAUGGUGCUGCUGGUCGAGCUGGUGACCUUGGGCUGGCGGCUUGAUGGGUGGACUGCGCAGGCUGCAGUUGAGGGAGGUCACCUGCACAUUCUUAAAUGGAUGGGUGCAGGUGUUGUUCGGAAGCACAUCCAGGAGCUCGAGCAGCAGCGCCGCCAGGCUGUGUUGAGUUAUGCAACAUCGUUUGGUAGUGUGGAGGUCGUGGAAUGGCUGCUAAAUGAGGUAGACUUGCCCUGGAGUGGAGAGAAGCUCCUUAAUGCAGCGGUGACGGCAGGCAGUCCAGCAGUAUUGGAGUGGCUUGUGGCCCGGGGCGUCCCCAUGGGGGACGAUGGUGAGCUUUACGUAACGGCAGCACACUGUCACGACCUGGUCAUUCUGUGUUGCCUGAGGCGGCUAGGCUGCCCCUGGGGCCCCGGCGUCUUCAGCCGAGCAGUGUACGACAGGUGCCAUGGCAGUACCGUAAAGGUCCUUCAGUGGCUGCACGCCGAGGGCUGCCCGGUGGACUGGGAGGAGGCCAUGAGCCGGGCCAAGACCCGAAAAAAUUUUUGUUUGAGGGAUGAAAACGCUGUCGCUGUUCAUGCCUGGAUUGAGAGCAUAGCGCCGAGUUAGCUGUUGGGACGAGCCAGGGGGGUCUACAAUAGUAGCAGAUGUGCGUAUUAAGCAAAGCAAAUAAACAGAAGCGAAUUUCUGUGAGGGACAGGAAGAUUGAAGACGGCGGGGAGCUGCAAGGGGAUGAUGGGGAGGGUUUACGAUAGAUGCCUGCUUGGGAAGUGGGAACCUGAACGUCUGGCAAGGAUCCUGGAACGUAUGUGGUCCCACCACAACUCUAUCGUUCCCAUUGGUCGUUAGUCUCCUCUAUCACUUGCUUUGUCUGAAGUGCGAGGUAGGAUGGUGCUUUUAGGCGACCUGGCAGCCCUUGAGCCCUUGGCUCGUAUUGGGUGGUUUGCAGGUAGUACGGGAAUGCACCUAAGACCAUGUAACACACACACGCAC